Molecule: messenger RNA, 668 nt
Organism: Saccostrea echinata
Lineage: Eukaryota; Metazoa; Mollusca; Bivalvia; Ostreida; Ostreidae
Product: myeloid differentiation primary response protein MyD88-like
Exons: 3
Coding region: 54-536 (160 amino acids)
Biological process (GO): positive regulation of canonical NF-kappaB signal transduction; MyD88-dependent toll-like receptor signaling pathway
Molecular function (GO): TIR domain binding
Source: RefSeq, a predicted model, not a curated record
GUUUGAAAAGUUUUUGGAGAGAGAUGCUUUUCUACCAGCCGUAAUAAUGUAGUAUGAUGAAGGCGGAUUUUGAUGCCUUUUUGAUAUGCAGUCCAGAUGGGGAGGAUAGAAAGUUUGGAGAUCAGUUAGUGGACAAAAUGCAAGAUUCCCCAUAUAACCUGAAAAUCUGUGUGCCAUGGAGAGACACUGACGGGUGUUGGUACAAUGCUAGGGACUGUAUCAAAGAAAGAUGCAGACGAUGUAUAGUGAUACUGUCAAGCAACUUCUACAAAAGCGAGGAGGCGGUCUCUCAACUUGAAUUCGCUUAUAGUUUGUCGCCAGGUUUCAAAGAGAGACAGAUACUUCCCAUUUGCUUAAACAAAUGUGAGGUUCCAAGUUAUCUUCAACAGAUUUCAAAAGUAGAGUUUUAUAAUAUGAAUGCUCGAAAAUGGUUUUGGGAACGACUUUACCUAUCACUGACGACAUCACACGGGGACAAAGUACCUGAGAAUCAUACAAAAAACUUGCCUGAUGUUGUCAAAUCAGCAAAUGUUUGAAAUCAUUAUUGCUGCUAUGAAGUUUUCUAGUCAUUCUGCUAUUAGAAUGUUUUAUGAAAAAAAAAAUUCAGAAAAUAAUUCUAAAUUAAAAUAAUUUUGUUGUGUUUUAUAGUUAAAUGUAAAUAAAUUCUA